Messenger RNA from Arabidopsis thaliana (thale cress), 4414 nucleotides. RefSeq names its product Chaperone DnaJ-domain superfamily protein. Gene Ontology annotation, biological process: negative regulation of clathrin-dependent endocytosis; clathrin-dependent endocytosis; negative regulation of growth. The coding region runs from base 146 to 4414 and encodes 1422 amino acids. The record is from RefSeq and is marked reviewed. The transcript has 8 exons. NCBI's taxonomy places the organism in Eukaryota, Viridiplantae, Streptophyta, Magnoliopsida, Brassicales, Brassicaceae. Gene Ontology annotation, cellular component: cytosol; cell plate; plasma membrane.
UUUUCCUCUUUUGAUUUUCGCUUUUUCCGUCCGCUUGACUUCUGCUGUUUCAGACUCUCAACAACGGAGAGAGCCGGAGAGAUUGAAGAAGAAAGGAGAAAUAUUUGCGAACCCCCAAGAAUCGUUUUUGUUGAUUGACUCUCUCAUGGAAAAUCUCUCUCAUUCUCGGAAUCCAAACAGGUCUUCUUCAUUACCUAAGAAACCUUACAAUGGCAAUAACACCACCGGAGGUUUUAGCUACAACUCCGGCAAAACGGCUAAUACAACCACCACUACUACAUACGACGACGUUUUUGGUGGUCCACCUAGGUUCGGAGCUCCGACUUUAUCUCCUCGUCUCGAAGACUAUUGCGAGAUUUUCUCCGGUUUCAACGGCUCCUCACGCGCCGCCGUUUCUUCGAUUCCGGUACUCGAUCUUCCACUUGUUGAUGAUAGAGAUGUCUACUUCGAUGUUCGGAGUCAAGGUUUUGACUACCGUGAAGUCUUCGGAGGGUUUAACGAUCUCGAUUUAGCUCCGUCGUAUGAAGAACUGUUUUUGCAGCAGAAGUCUACUACGGUGGUUGGUGAUGGUGAUUCCUCCGACGAUGCUUGGACUCCUGAGGAAGUAGAGUCAUGCUCAGGUGGUACAGAACAUUCUGGCAAAAGUCCUUGCUUUUCUAAUGGUAGAGACUCAUAUGAUUCCAUUGAUGGAAGUACAGAGUUCAACAUUUCUUAUAACAAAGCUAGUCAGAUAAGCGGCGGUGAGACAAAUAUGUCCUCAAGUGGUGUGAUACGUGUAGCUGAUCUUGGUGCUAUUCCUGGUUACACUGUCGCAGUUGAUGGAACAACAAAGCUUAACAAGGUGACUGGGCCAUCUUCUGUUGGUAGAGGUACAAGUAGAUUUGUCUUUGAAGACAAGUAUUACAGUAGUGAACCUUUUGUUACUGUUUCUGAGAUUGGUUUGAAGACUCAUCCUACUGGAAUACCACCUCCAUCGAGAGCAGCUCCUAUAUUGAAGAGUGAUUUUAGAAGUUCGGCUUCUAAUUCUAAAACCACUGGAUCACAAGGAUCUGUAGAUAGUAGUAGUUCUCCAACGUUCUUUGAUGUAGAGGUUGAUGCUAAUUCAGCUGCUGUGAGAGAAGCUAUGCUAAAAGCUGAGGCAAAAUUAAAAAGUGCAAAAGAGCUGUUAGAAAGGAAGAGGGAUGUGGCACGGACCACCUCAACGCCAUCCUCCACGAAGAAUAGAAUAAAAGAGGAAGGGAAAUCGAGCUAUGCAGCUGGUUUGCCAGUUGUUAAGAGUAAUAUUGAUGUAGCAAGAAAGUCUUUGAAGGAUAAGCGUGGAAGCAAGUCUCUGUCUUCUCAAGGGUCAGCAACCUCUGAUGGAAAUGAUGAAUGGAAAGAAGCUAAUAAUCAAUAUGUUGAAUUGGUGAGAACAGAGCUACCAAGAAAUGCUGAUGAGAACAGUGGUGGAAAAGAUGUUUCUAUUCCUCUUAAUGCUGAGUUUUUCGAUCAGGAGCUGACAUGGGCAGGCAAUGUUGACUGGGAGAAACAACGGAGGAGAGCAAAAGGAGAUAGGGAGGAUCAUGAAGCUAGGAAAUUGCCAAAACACUCUGGAACGAGAAAGUUAUCAUCUAGGCAUAAGAGACAUGAGAACAAGCUUGCUGAAAAGGCUCCUGAAGAGCCAAAGAUUGAGAAAUCGAGACAUGUUGAGAUGGGCAACGAUUUACCUGAUCAUGGUGGGAUAGUGAAACACAGAAAUCUGCUCAAACCAGAAGAAAACAAGCUCUUUACUGAAAAGCCUGCGAAACAAAAGAAGGAAUUGCUCUGUGAAGAGAAAACAAAACGCAUUCAAAAUCAACAGUUGGAUAAAAAAACACAUCAGAAAGCAGCUGAAACGAACCAGGAAUGCGUGUAUGAUUGGGAACAAAAUGCGAGAAAGCUCAGGGAAGCUCUUGGUAAUGAAAGUACGCUAGAGGUUUCCGUUGAAUUGAAUGGAAAUGGUAAAAAAAUGGAAAUGCGUAGCCAAAGUGAGACUAAACUGAAUGAGCCCUUGAAGAGGAUGGAGGAGGAAACUAGGAUUAAAGAGGCUCGUCUAAGGGAAGAAAAUGACAGAAGAGAAAGAGUAGCUGUUGAGAAGGCAGAAAAUGAGAAAAGACUAAAGGCUGCGUUGGAGCAAGAAGAGAAGGAAAGAAAGAUUAAGGAAGCUCGUGAAAAAGCAGAGAAUGAACGAAGAGCUGUUGAGGCUCGUGAAAAGGCAGAACAAGAAAGGAAAAUGAAAGAACAACAAGAGUUAGAAUUGCAGCUAAAAGAAGCUUUUGAAAAGGAAGAAGAGAACCGUAGAAUGAGAGAGGCCUUUGCACUUGAACAAGAGAAGGAACGAAGGAUAAAAGAAGCACGUGAAAAAGAAGAAAACGAGCGAAGAAUAAAGGAGGCACGUGAGAAGGCAGAGCUGGAGCAAAGACUGAAAGCAACUCUUGAACAAGAAGAGAAGGAAAGGCAGAUUAAAGAAAGACAAGAGAGAGAAGAAAAUGAGAGGAGAGCUAAAGAGGUUCUUGAGCAGGCAGAGAAUGAGAGGAAGUUGAAAGAAGCCCUCGAGCAAAAGGAGAACGAAAGAAGGCUGAAAGAGACACGUGAAAAAGAGGAGAAUAAGAAGAAACUGAGAGAAGCUAUUGAGCUAGAAGAGAAAGAAAAAAGACUGAUAGAAGCUUUUGAGAGGGCAGAGAUUGAGAGAAGACUGAAAGAGGAUCUUGAACAGGAAGAGAUGAGGAUGAGGCUGCAAGAAGCCAAGGAAAGAGAAAGACUACAUAGAGAAAAUCAAGAGCAUCAGGAAAAUGAAAGAAAACAACAUGAAUAUUCAGGAGAAGAAAGUGACGAGAAAGAAAGAGAUGCUUGUGAAAUGGAGAAAACCUGUGAAACCACCAAAGAGGCUCAUGGAGAGCAAUCAUCAAAUGAAAGUCUUAGCGACACUCUAGAAGAGAAUGAGAGUAUAGACAACGACGUAUCAGUGAACAAACAAAAGAAAGAAGAAGAAGGGACAAGGCAGAGAGAAUCUAUGUCCGCAGAAACCUGUCCUUGGAAGGUUUUUGAGAAGACCCUCAAAGACGCCAGCCAAAAGGAAGGAACUAAUGAGAUGGAUGCUGACACCAGGUUGUUUGAGAGGAAUGAAGAGACACCACGGCUGGGUGAGAAUGGAGGAUGUAACCAACAAAAUGGAGAAUCAGGUGAGGAAUCCACAUCUGUCACUGAGAAUAUUAUAGGAGGGAAGCUCGAACAGAAGAGUAAAAAUUCUGAAACCUCCAAAGAUGCCUCAGUUCUCAAACGAGUCAGUGGGUUGAAAACUGAAGUUGAAGAAAGAUUAGAAGACGUUGUAGGUGUUGGUCGUGAUCAAAGGAAUCCAGAGGAAAGUAAGUCCGCUCCCAAAACAUCCUAUGGUUUCAGAAACCAUGAAUAUAAAUUCACCCAUCAGCAGGAAAGAGGAAAUAUCUAUGAGACGCAAGCAGGUUUAAAUCAAGAUGCAAAAGUAGAAAGACCAUUGCCUUCUCGAGUAUCUGUGCAACGUGAGAAAGAAGCAGAGAGACUAAAGAGAGAAAGAGACUUAGAGAUGGAGCAAUUAAGAAAGGUAGAAGAAGAAAGGGAGAGGGAAAGAGAGAGGGAGAAGGAUCGAAUGGCUUUUGACCAGAGAGCAUUGGCUGAUGCACGUGAAAGAUUGGAGAAAGCAUGUGCUGAGGCCAGAGAGAAGUCUUUGCCUGAUAAGUUAUCGAUGGAGGCUCGACUUAGAGCAGAACGGGCAGCAGUGGAGAGAGCAACCUCUGAAGCUCGUGACCGUGCAGCUGAAAAGGCUGCUUUUGAGGCAAGAGAGCGAAUGGAAAGAUCGGUUUCCGAUAAGCAAUCUCAGAGUUCAGGUUUCUUUGGUGAACGAAUGGAAAUAUCACUUUCUGAUAAGCAAUUUCAAAAUUCAGUCUCUUUUGGUGCUUCAAGAUAUCAAGAUUCUCAUGGUACUGAAGGUGAAUCGCCUCAAAGGUAUACAUCAAGAUUAGAAAGGCAUCAAAGAACGGCUGAUCGUGUGGCUAAAGCUUUAGCAGAGAAGAACAUGCGUGAUCUCGUGGCUCAGAGAGAACAAGCAGAGAGAAUUAGAAUUGCUGAAACCUUAGACACCGAAGUAAAAAGAUGGUCGAGUGGAAAAGAAGGAAACAUAAGAGCAUUACUCUCAACACUACAAUAUAUUCUCGGUCCCGAGAGCGGUUGGCAACCGUUACCGUUAACAGAAGUGAUAACUUCAGCAGCCGUGAAGCGAGCUUACAGGAAAGCUACACUUUGUGUUCAUCCAGACAAGUUACAGCAAAGAGGUGCAAACAUUCAUCAGAAAUAUAUCUGCGAAAAGGUCUUCGAUCUUCUUAAGGAAGCUUGGAACAGAUUCAACUCAGAAGGACGUUGA